AUGAAAAAUCCAUUAUCAAUCCAACCUGUCUCUAAGCCCAUAGAACCAGAAUCCACAACGAAAGAAGAUCUUCAGAAGACUCCAGACAUUUCAUCACCAGAGUUAGUUAUCAUUGAUGACUCUUCUGAAGGAGAAGAUGUUGCACUCACCAGCCCUGUUCAAAUGUCAAAAAGCCACUUUCGGCCUACCAUUGCUAAAGCAAAUGAAAUCAUAGCGAAACUGGCUCCCCCUCCUGUGUCAAUGUUGAGAUCUAAACUUAAGAAGAAGUCUGCAUCUUCUCAGGGGGAAGAAAAGAAACAAGAUUCAUCUCAAAAAGUCUCUAAGAAGAGAAAGAAGAGAUCAAAGAGCUCUAAAAGUUUGAAGAAAUCUCCCUUACCACAAGAACCCAUCCAGGCAGAGCAACUCAACACGAGUUUGACACAAGAACCUGCUACGAUGGAUAAGGGUGCCCAUGAAUCUCAAGUUCUGAAUGACCACUUAAGUCUCCCACAAGAACCUGGCUUGCCAGAAGAGACGAAACAAGUGGUCACUGAUCCAAUCGUUUCAUCCACACCAGCUGUUAAAACAACCCUCCCACAAGAACCUACCAGAGCAGAGCAGAUGGUUUCCAUUUUGACACAAGAACCUGUCAGGGUAGAUGAGGAUGAAUGGGCACAACCUUCGGGUCACUUAAGUCUCCCACAAGAACUUGGUCAACCAGCUGAGAUGAAAGAAGUGACUCCACAGAUUGAAUCAGAAUCGAAAAAUUCUCAACCUGAGCAUACAAUCUUGCAAGAACCAGAUAUACCUGAGAACUCUCGAGCAGUUGUACCCGUACCUGAAGCUGUACCAAUUCCUCCAUCAAAAGAUCUGCUACUUCAACAAUCAAUUGAGAAGGAUUUUAACAGAGUCAUGCAAUGGCAAAAAUGGCGAACUUCUCCUUUACAGUCUUUCCUUGAAACAUUUGAUGAGAUGAAGGAUGAAGAAGAUUUCGCUCUAGAGUGGAUUGGCACAAAAGACGUCUACAACGCACUCCAUCUUGAAACCAUUAACCGUGUAUACUCUUACAAGGUGACCCAUCGCACAUUUGGGAAGGACAAAGCCCCUGUUUGCAAUGAGCUAAAUAAGCCGCUGUUGGACCCAGUAUUUGAAGAAGAAAUGAAAGAAUUCAGAUAUGCUCUUCUUUUGUCUAAAGUCAAGACGGAAUUAGAACGAACUCAUCAGAAUGAUCCUGCUUGUAAUGUCAGUGGAUCCAAAGAUGACGAAGGGAAGGAGAUUGAAGAUGUGGACGAAAGAUCUUCUGACCACGAAAGAAGUGAGGAGGACUCUAAUGCUAAUGGAAAUAAUGGCGACAAUGAUAACAAUGCCAAUGCUGAAGGCCAAGAUAAUGAAGAAGACACUGAAAACGAAAAGAACAAUGACGAAGAUACUGAGAAUGAAGAAACCGAUGAAGAAGAUACAACAAUGAUGACGAUGGCGGAAAUUCGGACUAUGAUAGUGAAUCUCCUAUCCUCGGCAAUACCAUACACACCCGAAAGAUCCCCCGCACCUCGAUCAUCUCCACCUAAGACCAAUUUGUCUCGUGAUCCGUUUCAAUCCAUGCCUCCACCAAGACAAAGAGAAGCAGUUGAAAAUCCAGCUCGUGAUGACAACAAGGAUGCAUCACCUCGUGAUGAAAACCUAGAAGCAUCACCUCAAGCACAACACUUUACAUUUGAACAUAGAAGUGCUCUUCGCACACCUAUGCGUCAAUAUCCCGAUCAAGAGCCAAGCAUCAAGUAUCUUAGCCCAGAGCACAUCAUGCAUCAAGUGUUGAAUGCAUUCUUUAAUGCUAAACUCAUUCAUAAACAAUAUUUGGUUCAUCGAGAAAAAUACAGCUGA
Molecule: messenger RNA, 1860 nt
Organism: Ipomoea nil (Japanese morning glory)
Lineage: Eukaryota; Viridiplantae; Streptophyta; Magnoliopsida; Solanales; Convolvulaceae
Product: microtubule-associated protein 1B-like
Exons: 2
Coding region: 1-1860 (619 amino acids)
Source: RefSeq, a predicted model, not a curated record